GCGUACCGUUCUGAUCAUGCCUGAAACCACCGUCAAAGCGCCCAAGAAGGGCUCAAAGAAAGCCGUGUCUAAGAGCGUCAGUAAGAGCGGCAAGAAGAAGAGAAGGACCAGGAGGGAGAGCUACGCCAUCUACGUGUACAAGGUGCUGAAGCAGGUCCACCCCGACACCGGCAUCUCGUCCAAGGCCAUGGGCAUCAUGAACUCGUUUGUGAGCGACAUCUUUGAGCGCAUCGCCGGUGAGGCCUCCCGUCUGGCUCACUACAACAAGCGCUCCACCAUCACUUCCAGGGAGAUCCAGACCGCCGUCCGCCUGCUGCUGCCCGGUGAGCUGGCCAAGCACGCUGUGUCUGAGGGCACCAAGGCCGUCACCAAGUACACCAGCUCCAAGUAAACAGUCUUGUUGACUCUGAGACUAAACCAACGGCUCUUUUAAGAGCCACCCACUUUAUCUGAAGAUCAGUUCCCUUUGUAUUUAGUGUUGCUAUGUUAAUGAUGUAUUUACUAUGUAUGGCCAACUGUACAUACAUGCUAAAUGUGAACUUUAAUUUAACACUAUCUCUUUUCUAAUCCAGAUAAAUUUACCUUUUUGAAAGAAUCAGAAGUAAACUACAGUAAGCAGCUCAUUUUCUGUAUAUCUAACAUUUACAUUUGGUGUAUUAACAGAUUGUAGUGUGUUAUCAUGUGAACAUACUACUUUUGGGUUUUGUUGAAUCAUUUAGUGAUAGGUCCUAUUUUCUACACUUAAAAUUUCACUAUUUCAGAAACAAAUGUAUCCUUUCAUAAAUGGUUCCAAAGAGAAACAAUGAACAGUUUGUCUAUACA
Molecule: messenger RNA, 822 nt
Organism: Epinephelus lanceolatus (giant grouper)
Lineage: Eukaryota; Metazoa; Chordata; Actinopteri; Perciformes; Serranidae
Product: histone H2B 1/2-like
Cellular component (GO): nucleosome
Molecular function (GO): structural constituent of chromatin; DNA binding; protein heterodimerization activity
Source: RefSeq, a predicted model, not a curated record